This is a messenger RNA of Alexandromys fortis (reed vole), 3454 nucleotides long. RefSeq names its product G protein-coupled receptor 19 (gene Gpr19). The record is from RefSeq and is a predicted model, not a curated record. The transcript is spliced from 4 exons. Gene Ontology annotation, biological process: G protein-coupled receptor signaling pathway. The coding region runs from base 1623 to 2852 and encodes 409 amino acids. NCBI's taxonomy places the organism in Eukaryota, Metazoa, Chordata, Mammalia, Rodentia, Cricetidae. Gene Ontology annotation, cellular component: plasma membrane. Gene Ontology annotation, molecular function: G protein-coupled receptor activity.
AUGGAGGUGGGUGGUCCUUGGACUUCCCACAGAGCAGAGAACCCUGAUUGCUCUUUGGGCUGACAAGGAAGAGGGACUUGAUUGGGGGAGGGGGAGGGAAAAGGGAGGCGGCGGUGGGGAAGAGACAGAAAUCUUUAAUAAAUAAAUAAGUUAAAAAAAAAAAGAAUCAGUCUUAACCCAUGCAGGAAUUGCUCGAACUCGGAGGCCUCAGGUUCGGACUUAUUUGCAUCUUUGCCACUGCAAAGUCCAUCCUUUUAACGAGGUGUGAGCGCGGCCGGCCGGCGUUCGCGCUCCAGCGCCGCCGCUCACUUUAGUGAUAGUGGAGUGCCCAGCAUCUGGGUCCUCUGCGCUCGUGCCUCUGACACGACACCGACUUCUGGGCGUUGUUGUUUUCAUUUCAAUUCUCCGAGCUUUCAAACGCACACAGCGCCGUCCUCCACCUCCGCUCCUCGCCCCCUCAGCCCGGGACAAGUAGGCGCGGUCUUCCCGUUCAGAGAGAGAUCCACGUCAUCCGCGCAGGCGCAGGCACCAGCCGGCGGGAAGGGGCUUGCGCUCGGCCCGCGGUAAACAAGCACUGCGCCUGCGUCCUGGGCCAAGGUUUUUUUUUUUUUUUUUUUUUGUCUUUUGUUUUGCAUAGUAAAAAAAAAAAAGGCGGGGGUGGGGCGGAGGACGCCGAGCGAACCCGCGUCUCCUAGGACGACGAACUAGCUGGCUUUUCCUGCUUUAUCUGUUUCUGCGCUACCAUGGAAUCCAGAAUCUGACACAACUGUCGGCCGGAGCCACCGCACUGAGGCUGAAAGGAAGAAAAGACAUCUUUUUUUUUUCCCUAAGAGGUGGUGGGAGGUCCCCACAACGCCACAUUAAAAACCUCCCUAGCUCCGGUCUUUCCCCAGACAACGCGAGAACCUGUGCCAGGACGUGACUUCACACACCCCGCCCCCUCCCCGAGACUCCCUGCGCAUGCGUGCGGCCUUUUGGCGCGCAAACGGGUUUCAAAACUUCCUGCUUGGUCACAGGUGGCCAAAUCCGGGCCUCUGUGGCGUGUUCGUCAGCGUUCAAGCCCAGAGCAUCCCGAUUUUAGGGAUUUUUCGUUCGAAAUUCCACUCGACUGUAGCUCGUCCCCUCUUUCCUGUUCGUAGACGGGUCAUGAGUUCUUGAGAGGUUCCAGCGAAUCAAAUAGCCAGAGCGGGAGUGGGCGAGCCCAUCACGGUUUUACAAUAAAAUGUUACGUUUUAGUUGUAGAGAGUGAUAUCUCUGUGAGCAGCAUAAAUAAAUAAGUCUGAGGGGCGAAAGUUAUUUUUUUUUUCCUUGAAGACCUUGAGAGGCUGUGAAAGUGGACGGAGGGAUGAAGAUGGGACAUUUUAAAGAUGGAAGAGGGCACGUGGAACACCUGCGCAAACUGGAUUUUUGCCCUACAACGUCACAAAGGAAGCAGGCUGUGAGCUGAGGGAAGGCAGAGGACAUGAAUGUGUUCGGAGGGUUUCCUGGUGGUUUAUGGCAUCUUCCAGAGUCCUGUGUGAGAGCUGCUCCUGACCAAGAAGACCUACAGAGACUGUCUCUGAAAUCAAGUCCCCAUGAAGAACUAAGGGGAAAAGAAUGACUGCUAUGGUUUUCCUCACAGAAUGGAGAACGACCAGCCGCCUGUGCUUACUGCUACCCCGCUGGUGCCCCUUCAGAACCACAGCUGCAUGGAGGCAGCUGAGGCCCUGCUGCCCGGUGGCCUGGUGGAAUUCCAUGAGGAACACGGCUGGAUGAGCAACAGGACAGACCUUCGGUAUAGACUGAGCCCUGGAGAGGUGGCCACAGCCAGCAUUUUCUUCGGCGCUCUGUGGUUGUUCUCUAUCUUUGGCAAUUCCCUGGUGUGUCUGGUCAUCCACAGGAGCCGGAGGACUCAGUCCACCACCAACUACUUUGUGGUGUCCAUGGCGUGUGCUGACCUUCUCAUCAGUGUGGCCAGCAUGCCUUUCGUGGUGCUGCAGUUCACCACGGGACAGUGGACCCUCGGCAGUGCCAUGUGCAAGGUCGUGCGCUACUGCCAGUACCUUACCCCAGGUGUCCAGAUCUACGUGCUCCUCUCAAUCUGCACAGACCGCUUCUACACCAUCGUCUACCCGCUGAGCUUCAAGGUGUCCAGGGAAAAGGCCAAGAAGAUGAUCGCAGCCUCCUGGAUCUUAGAUGCAGCCUUUGCGACCCCCAUCUUCUUUUUCUACGGCUCCAGCUGGGACAGCCACUGUAACUACUUCCUCCCUUCCUCCUGGGAGGGAACUGCUUAUACUGUCAUCCACUUCUUGGUGGGCUUUGUGAUUCCCUCUGUCCUCAUAAUCUUAUUCUACCAGAAGGUCAUAAAAUACAUCUGGAGAAUAGGCACUGAUGGGCGGACCCUGAGGAGGACGAUGAACAUCGUCCCCAGGACAAAGGUGAGAACCGUUAAGAUGUUUCUCCUCUUGAACGUAGUCUUUCUGUUCUCCUGGCUGCCUUUCCACGUGGCUCAGCUCUGGCACCCCCACGAGCAAGACUAUAAGAAGAGCUCCCUUGUCUUCACAGCGGUCACGUGGGUGUCCUUUAGCUCCUCAGCCUCGAAGCCCACUCUCUACUCAAUUUAUAACGCCAAUUUUCGGAGAGGGUUGAAAGAGACUUUCUGCAUGUCCUCGAUGAGAUGCUACCGCAGCAAUGCCUACACCAUCACAGCCAGCUCGAGGAUGGCCAAAAGAAACUAUGUCGGCAUUUCAGAAAUCCCUCCCGUGAGCAGGACGGUAACCAAAGACUCCGUCUAUGACUCAUUUGACCGAGAGGCCAGGGAAAAGAAGCUUGCCUGGCCUAUCAAUUCAACCCCACCAAACACUUUUGUCUAAUUUCUAAGAAUUCUUUCACUGUUGUUAUGUGCCAGAGAUUAAAAAGCUUUAAAUAUAUAAAGAGGGAAGGGAUUGGCAUAGUUCUCACUCGGCCGUCUGUUUGUAAAGUGCAUCCACUGUUGAUUGUGGUUCCUGUGGAGCUUGUUGGUCAGUAGUAUGCCCACUGAUAGAUGCCCGUGAAAAGUUCUUUGCUGGGCUGGAGAUGGCUCGGUGGUUAAGAGCAGUGGUUGGUCUUCCAAACCCCAGCACCCACAUGGCAGCUCACAGCCACCUGUAGUUCUGGUUUCAGGGGAGUCGGUGACCUCUUUUGGCCUCUCGGAACACUACACGCUUGUGCACAGACACUUAUGCUGGCAAAGCACCUUUACACACAAAAUUUUUAAAAAGCAAAAACCUCUCUGUUGGUUUGUUUGGAAGUUCUUCCUGAGUGGGAACGAUGGCUCAGAGGGUGGGGGCGCUCACUACCACGCCUGCCGACUUGACUUAGAUCCCAGUAGCCCCCAUGAUGGAAGGGGAGAACCAACUCCCACAAGUUGUGGUCUCCACACACGUUUUUGUGUCCCGCCUGCACUUGUGUGUGCACACUCACACUAAAUAAAUGU